Molecule: messenger RNA, 1700 nt
Organism: Drosophila teissieri
Lineage: Eukaryota; Metazoa; Arthropoda; Insecta; Diptera; Drosophilidae
Gene: TrpRS
Product: tryptophan--tRNA ligase, cytoplasmic
Exons: 4
Coding region: 108-1400 (430 amino acids)
Biological process (GO): tryptophanyl-tRNA aminoacylation
Cellular component (GO): cytoplasm
Molecular function (GO): ATP binding; tryptophan-tRNA ligase activity
Source: RefSeq, a predicted model, not a curated record
AUCGAUGAUUGGGACACUAAUAAGCGCCUCAUUUCACAUGUGAAGGGCCCAAUUUCACUGGCCAGUAUUAAAUUAUCAGUUAAAUCCUUAAAACUCAGACUGACGAAAUGGCGGACACCAAGGAGACGAUUGUGGAGGGCGUGGAGGCGUUGACGCUGAAUGGAAAACCGGACGCAGAGCCGGUGGAAACGGGCACGGAUGCCCAGGCCCAGGAGGGAGCCACUGCACCCACUGAAGAUGUUGUGGAUCCGUGGAACGUGGCCAGCAGCAACGACGCGGGUGUCGACUAUGAUAAGCUUAUAAAACGCUUUGGCUCCAGCAAAAUCGAUGAGGAGCUGAUCGCGCGUUUCGAGAAAAUCACGGGGAAGCCCGCCCACCACUUCAUCAGAAGGGGCAUGUUCUUCUCACACCGGGAUCUGCAUACGAUUCUCACACUGCGCGAACAGGGCAAACCCUUCUAUUUGUACACGGGUCGUGGUCCCAGCUCCGGAUCCUUGCACGUGGGCCAUCUGGUGCCCUUCAUCAUGACCAAGUGGCUGCAGGAGACCUUCGAUGUGCCGCUGGUUAUUCAAUUGACCGAUGACGAGAAGACCUUGUGGAAGGAUCUGAAAGUGGAGGAUGCCAUUAAGCUUGGACGUGAAAACGCCAAGGAUAUUGUGGCCAUGGGAUUCGAUGUCAAUAAGACUUUCAUUUUCAACAACCUGGAAUUCGUCGGAAAAUGCCCUGCCAUGUACCAGAACAUCAUUCGCAUCCAGAAGUGCGUUACCUUCAACCAGGUGAAGGGCAUCUUUGGCUUCGGGGAUUCGGACAUCAUUGGCAAGAUUGGCUUCCCGGCCGCCCAAGCAGCUCCCGCCAUUUCCAGCACCUUCCCCUUCAUCUUUGGCAACAAGAAGGUGCACUGCCUCAUCCCGUGCGCCAUCGAUCAGGACCCAUACUUCCGCAUGACCCGCGAUGUGGCUCCACGUCUUGGAUAUCCCAAAUGCGCACUCAUGCACUCAACCUUCUUCCCAGCGCUGCAGGGCGCCAAGACGAAGAUGUCGGCUAGCGACCAGAACUCGGCUGUUUAUCUGACGGACACGCCCAAGCAGAUUAAGAACAAGAUCAACAAGUACGCCUUCUCCGGAGGACGCGUGACUGUCGAGGAGCAUCGUAAGCUGGGCGGAGUGCCGGAGGUUGAUGUGUCCUAUCAGCUGCUGAAGUUCUUCCUGGAGGACGAUGCCAAGUUGGAGGAGGUGCGAGUGGCUUACAGCAAAGGCGAAAUGCUUACGGGCGAAAUCAAGAAGCUGGCAGUUGAGACGCUCACACCCAUUGUGGAACAGCAUCAGGCAGCCCGCAAGCUGAUUACGGACGAAGUGCUGGACAAGUACUUCGAACUGCGACCCCUUCAGUUCGGAAGAUAGAGCGCCAGCAGAGAUGAGGUACCUGCAUUUGCUUGACAUCGAUUCUUACUACCAGUUUAUACGAAAUUAGCUUAAAUCGAACUAAGCGAGAUUAGUUCAGCACCGAACCGACUAAGGCACUCCUAUGUAAAUACCUAUACAGAAUUGAUCUAUGCCUUGGCUUUGAGUCCGGCAGGCGCCCACUUAAUGCAUCGUUGUACUCGCUAUUUAUUUUAUUUUUUACACUGCGUGUUUAUUUUUAUAAAGCAGAAAACAAUAAACGGCUUCGAUUUGCAAUUGCUGCCACCACAGUGACCCACA